UGUGCUGCCCCGAGCUAAAACCCUGAGCUAGAGAAGUGAGGCAGCACCCGUGCCCUGGGGGAAGCAAAGCUGGGGCAGGAAGCCGAGGAGCGGCACCACAGUCGUGAAGGGCGCCCGGCAUGGCCACUGCGGGGGACAUGUAGCUCUGGGGAGCCAGGGCUGAGCCUGCAGCCGCUGGGUGAGCAGGAUGGGGGAAAGGCUCCUGAUCUGGACCUGGAUUCUUCUCCCAGGAUGUUGGGCUCUGCGGGGCCCUGCGGAGGUGAGCGGCUUCCCAGGGGGCUCCGUGGAGGUACCCUGCGAGUACAAGCUGGAGAUGGUGAAUGCCAAUAAGUACUGGUGCAGGGGCAGAAGCUGGUUUUCCUGCUCGGUCCUUGUCCAGACCAUGGCCCCUGGGGACAAGGCUUGGGGCAACAGGGUCUCCCUGCAAGAUGACCCCACUCGGCACGUGUUCGUCGUGACCAUGGAGAACCUGACAGUGGAGGAUGGGGAUCAGUACUGGUGUGGGAUCCAGGUAGCCUGGUAUGACCCUAUGUUCCCUGUCAUGGUGUCUGUUCUCCCAGUGCCCAAGACAACACACUAUGACCUCCACACAACACAAGGGGAAGAGGUCACUUCUGCUCCCACCUUCCCAUGGACUCCUCUGGAGCUGGAAAGCACCAUGUCCACACCAAAAGGCAAAAGUCUGCAGCCUGGCACCACAAACCUGCUUGUCAUGGUCCUGACAACCUGCGCUGUGCUGCUGAUGGUUUUGGGCAUCAUCAUCAUCUGCUGCAGGAUGAGAAGAGCAUCGCUGGAGAGGAGCGGUGCAGCCCAGGCUGUGGAGAGGAAGAGGGACAAGGUCACUGCAAACUGGGAACAAGCAGACAUUUUCAAUAACAUCUACAUGAACAGGGAGUGGAAGCUCAGCUCACUCGAGGAUGACUAUGAGAACAGCCCGUCCAAGUGGCAGGAUUUUGAAAAGGGAGACAAAGUUUCCAUGUCCAGAGCUCCAGAACUGCAGCCGAUCUACAUGAACACCCGCUGA
Molecule: messenger RNA, 1024 nt
Organism: Egretta garzetta (little egret)
Lineage: Eukaryota; Metazoa; Chordata; Aves; Pelecaniformes; Ardeidae
Product: CMRF35-like molecule 3
Exons: 7
Coding region: 188-1024 (278 amino acids)
Cellular component (GO): plasma membrane
Molecular function (GO): transmembrane signaling receptor activity
Source: RefSeq, a predicted model, not a curated record